UCGUUGCCGGGUAUCAGUUUUUUAAUGCUAUUUAUUUUCGGCUGCGAUACGUGAAUGUGAAAUUGGCUGGUUUGCAUUAAUUAAUCAAUGAAACGUCAUGUUCGUUCAGCUAAUCGUGACGUUAACGCAGCCGAUGAAUAAAACUGGGAUGAGUAGAUCAGAUUUUCAUUAAUACUGACCGGAAAUGCACAGCAUUUUAAUGAUCGCCGCUUAACUGCCGACGCGAUCUCCCGAUGAAAACGCUUAAAUGGCCAUAGCGCGCUUAUCAGCUUUAAUCGGCUCGGCACAGGCUGUUGUUGGAGGGAAGUGCGAACGGCGAAGGCGCAUUACGGGGCACUCAAAUGUCGGAAUAUUUAUUUGGAAGGUUUUCAAGCGACAUAAAGUAAACUUUGGUCAGCAAACGAUAAAUCACGUUUUUUAUGCAUCCGUUUUUCUAUUGCGAAUUAUGCUGCCGUGAAGCGAGUGCGCGCGCGGUGCGACCGAUCGCAUGCCGGUAGGACAACUGUUUGCACGGCCCGCGCGCGAUAUAUGCGGGCUGCUGUAUUAUACCGGGCGUCCAUAUAUCGAAGAAGCAUAAAACCGUAAACCCGUUGAUCGAUGCUUAAGUGGCGUAACUGAUAUGCCGCCGCUUAUUCGAUCACCACGGCAAUAUUUCCACUGGCUGCUGGAGUGUGUAAGUUACAAACAAGUGCGGUUUUUACUCAAGACAGUUUUUUUCCCUUUUGACGCUUAAGAGCAGUAUCUGUAUUCCAUAAGUUGACGAUUGACGUGCUGCGACGUUGUGGUGCGAUCAUCAAUUCCUUACUCCCAAAAAUGGAUCGUAAUGCACGCUCCAAUGGAAUUCUGUCCACACCGUCGCAGGAAUUCGACCUUUUUGCUUGUCUGAAAGCACUGGGAAUAUUGGGACUUCUUGAAGCUGUUCUUGGAUUAACCUGCUUAUGCACGGAAAUUGCCGGUUUCACAUUUCGGUAUGAACUUCACCGUCCAUACGCAUUAGAAGCUGCGGGUAUAUUAAUCGCCUUAAAUACCAUGUUUACUGGAUUGUGGGGAUUUCUGACCAAGCUGGAAUUAGUGACGGCCCGAGCGCGGCACUGUAUGCUACUGUUGGGCAUAUCGUUUACACUGGUAUCUGGAGCAGAAAUAUUUGCCAUGCUGAUGUUAUCCCUGAAUUGCGCCCGGUCAAACUAUUACGCCUAUCAUAACAGCACGCGGAGUGUCAAUGAUGUUACUGAUUUAUAUGAAAAGCGCCAUGAACACGACGUCAGCGGUAUCAUGCUGGCCACGAAAGAGGAAUAUUUCCUGCUUUUUGUCUUGCGAACGAUGGAUGCGGUAUUGUACUUCGUUCUGGGAUUUUUAUUUCUGGCCACGUUUCUACUUAUAUGCCGUAAUCUGCGACGGAUACAGAAACGCGGCUACGGUUUCUUCCCUAAUUACCGUACGGCCAGGGAAGGGCGGACAUUUUUUGGAAAAAAGAAAAGCGUCAGAUUUAACGAGAAUGGAGAGCGGGCAGUGACGGAUCCUGACGGUUCACAGUGGAUAUUAGCCACGCCAAGCAAUCAACAGGAGUGAAAAUCACAGCUCCGGAAACGCUUCUGGCAGACAGUAUUACAUAGCAAACAGACCAAUGCCGACAUCGUGAUUGCCGAUGGAUAGUUAGCGCAACAGCGAUCCCGGUAAAAAGAUUUUCCAACGCGGUGCACCAAGAUACGGGCUUCAUGCUGCUUGGAUACGUAAAGGACAGUGUCAUAGUUAUUGUGUUGAUUUCCAGGUUUGCCGUAUUUAUCCAUCCAUUGUUGACCUUUGUUUCUGAAUUUGUGAUACUUAUAUAGCUGAUGUAAGUAUAAUUUGUUUAUGAAAGUUUCCAAUACAGGCGUUUUUGUUUUUCUGGUUUGUUCCAUUUUGGUACCCGUACUUCUUUUUGUACCAUAUACACAUUUAUAAUAUGCCGCGUGUCUUUCACAAGAAUAAACGUUUUUUUAUUUG
Molecule: messenger RNA, 1983 nt
Organism: Paramacrobiotus metropolitanus
Lineage: Eukaryota; Metazoa; Tardigrada; Eutardigrada; Parachela; Macrobiotidae
Exons: 4
Coding region: 814-1569 (251 amino acids)
Source: RefSeq, a predicted model, not a curated record